GGUUGCCAGCCUUGUGUACGAAUGCGUGUGCUUCGAGUAUAAGAGAUGGCCUUAGGACCUCGCAAGGCAAGCUAGAACGACUGCAAAAUCCACGUGAGGUGCCAAUUCUACUCUACCAGCUACAGCCCAACGAUCGUAAACGCAUCGCAAAACGACGAUCAAACCUUCGAGGCAUCGGAGAACAUGACGAACCUGUUCCACAUCAUGGCUGUUCUGAUGUUAUCUCUGGAAGCCGCAGCCCAAGGCACUCAAUUCAUCACAGGUCCAUGCACCUCAGACGCAGACUGCGCAUCCGCCUGUUGUGGAUUCAACAGUAGUAAAUGCGCUGGCCCUGUAGUCGCGCAAGAGAGAGAUGGUGGGUGUGGAUUCGGCAACGCCCAGCCAAACAACAAUGCGGCUCUUGCACUGACUGGUGGCACACCUACGGGCGCUCAGGCAGAAGAUGCGCCUAUGCAGACGCCGCCAGCUGCUGGACAGGCUCCAAGUUCCGGAAAUGAAGCGGCGCUGCCAAAGGGAAAGCAGUUCAUCACUGGAGCUUGCAUCAGUGAUGCUGAUUGUGCGAGUGCAUGCUGUGGGCUCAAGAGCGGGAAGUGUGCGUCUCCAGCAGUGGCGCAGGAGAGGGAUGGCGGGUGCGGUUUCGCGAUGGAGGCUUCGCAGAGACGGAUUGUUGUUUGGUAGAUAUUAGCACAAGGUUGCAGGAGGAGGCCGUGUCCGUAAAGCGUCAAGACACCAAUCUCGACGAGAUGAACAGUAUUAUAUCAACUCUAGCUUCUUGUUGGCCAACAGU
This is a messenger RNA of Didymella exigua CBS 183.55, 787 nucleotides long. RefSeq lists its product as uncharacterized. The transcript has 2 exons. The coding region runs from base 184 to 678 and encodes 164 amino acids. NCBI's taxonomy places the organism in Eukaryota, Fungi, Ascomycota, Dothideomycetes, Pleosporales, Didymellaceae. The record is from RefSeq and is a predicted model, not a curated record.